UAACAAACCACCCACUUGUAUUGUAGCCUGCCGUCGGGGAGUCACGAGAAGUUUAGCGUUAGCGAAGCUCCACGAAAAUGACACAGAGGUGAGUGGAGAUGACACAGACGAACCUAACGAAAACGACUUCGCCGGAGGCUUUCUGGUUAAGGAACGGACGCUUACUUGUGUGAGCUUCGGCGUCCUACUUUGUCAGCCCACCUGCGCUCCGGGUGGCUCGCCUCGCAGAGGAAACCACUGUGGCGGCUAGCGAAGGCGGUGCUAACCACCGCAGCUAGCGAGCUAACUAGCUCACUUCGCCCGACUGAAGUGAACAAGUCGCGGCGUGUGAUGCUAACGACGCCGCGGCUACUUUUGGAGGGCUACUGAAUUGGAUAUAUUCCCGGGAGGGAUUCUUCGCCCCCCGCCCGCCCGCCCGCCCGCCCUGGAGUUUUGGUGCCAGACACAUUGUUGUGCCUCUCCCCCUGAUCUCUCCUGAUUGUUGGCGGAGCGUCCUGACUGCACACCGCGUCCAUGCAUGCUAGCAACCGCUGCGGCCAGCUAGGGUGAUGUGUCACAUUAGUUAGCCAACAAACAGACCGCAGCUUUUGUUUUUUAUCAUUCGUGAGUGGAUGCUAUCACCGGUACGAGCUUUAGGGGACCGACGGAGUAGUAUCAUCCCACCGUGAUGCCUGUUUAAUGACUGUAUUUUCAUGUCGUAUCACCCGACAUCUAGCUGUCCCUCCAGAAGAACCAGACGCGGAGCAUGCAGGAGAAGAAAAGAGUUCAGAUAAGUAGAUAGGGGACGUCGGAACACAACCGAGUUAAAUUGGACUGUGUGGUUAAUUUACAACCAAACAGAGAUUGCAAUUUGGUGGCCGGGACUCACAGAGAAAGUUUAAGGAUGAAGAAGUUUUCCAGAAUGCCUAAAUCCGAGAGCGGCGGGCUUGGAGGGGCGUCCGGGUCCGGCUCCAGCUCCGGAGUCAGCAGCUACUUCGGGAAAGUGUUUGCAGUCGGCCGGUAUCAAGUCACCGUGGAGGAGCUUGUUGCAGAGGGAGGCUUCUCAGUGGUGUUUCUGGCUCGUACGCACAGUGGUGUCCGCUGCGCUCUCAAAAGGAUGUACGUGAACAACGUCCCGGACCUAAAUGUCUACAAGAGAGAGAUCACUAUCAUGAAGGAGCUGUCAGGCCAUAAGAACAUUGUCGGCUACCUGGACUCCACAAUCAAUGCCGUGUCGGACAGUGUCUGGGAGGUCCUCAUCCUCAUGGAAUACUGUAAAGCGGGUCAAGUGGUGAAGCAGAUGAACCAGCGGUUGAAUGUGGGCUUCAGUGAGGCCGAGGUCCUCCACAUCUUCUGCGAUGCCUGUGAGGCCGUGGCCCGCCUGCACCAAUGCAAGACACCCAUAAUCCACAGGGACCUCAAGGUUGAAAACAUCCUGCUAAACGACCAGGGAAAUUAUGUGCUAUGUGACUUUGGCAGUGCUACUCACAAGGUUUUGCUGCCACAUAAAGAUGGAGUGACCGCUGUGGAGGAUGAGAUUAAGAAGUACACGACCCUUUCAUAUCGCUCGCCGGAGAUGAUUAACUUGUACGCAGGGAAAGCCAUCACCACUAAGGCUGAUAUAUGGGCACUUGGAUGCUUGUUGUACAAGCUGUGUUUCUUCGCACUUCCAUUUGGGGAGAGUCAAGUUGCCAUAUGUGAUGGAACCUUUAUCGUUCCAGAUAACUCUAAAUUCUCCUUCAAGUUGCACUGUUUAAUCAGAUAUAUGCUCGAACCAGACCAGGAGAAGAGACCAGACAUUUAUCAAGUGUCCUACUUUGCCUUCAAAUUAGCUGGAAAAGACUGUCCAGUGCCAAAUCUCUUUAACUCUCCCAUCCCUACGUCGCUCCCAGAGCCUCUAACAGCUAGUGAGGUCGCUGCUAAGAAAAGUAUGACGAAAGCCAGGAUAACAGACUCAGUGGGCCCAACGGAAACAUCAAUAGCUCCCAGACAGAGGCCAAAAGCAGCAAACAGUAACGUCCUGCCCCUUGCCAACACUGUCACCCCUGUCAAGAUGACUGUGCCAUCAGCACCUGUCAGCAACGGCCAGAAAGCUCCGACCCCCGGCUCUGGGCAGCCAUCCAUGCAGCCCCAGCCAAACAGUCAGCAGCAUCGAGUCCUGCAGCAGUUACAGCCUGGUGACUUGCGUUUACAGCAGCUACAACAGCAACAACAUCACCACCAACAACAACAAGCAGUACAGCAACAACAUCUAAGUGCACAGCAACUCCAAUACCUCCAGUACCAACAGGCUGUGCAGCAGUCCAUCCAGCUUCAGCAGCAGCAGCAGGCGGCGGCCCUUCUACAGCAGCAGCAGAUGAUGAUGCAGCCGAUGUACCAGCAGCAGGUUGCCCAGGCUCAGUACGCAGCCAUGCUGCAUCAGUACCAACAAGCUUUUGUCCAGCAGCAACAGCGUCAACAACAACAACAACAGCAACAACAGCAGCAGCAGCAGCAGCAACAGCAGCAACAGCAGCAGCAGCAACAUCAUCCCGCUCAGCAGCCUCUUCCCUAUAUGUCCUCCCCUCUUGAGUUCCAGAUUCCUCCGGGUUCCUUUAAAGUGACUACGCCCACUGCUGGAACUGGCCACAUGGGGGGGCCAUCACCUGUGGAACUCUCACACACUAACCCAAGUAGAAACCCUCUACUUGCUUCAGAUGGGAUCACGCCACCCUCUCAGAGUUGCAACAGUACAGUCAGUAACCCCCCUGACAUGUCGGGCUGGAACCCUUUCGGAGAGGACAACUUCUCCAAGUUGACAGAGGAGGAGCUGCUUGACCGGGAGUUUGACAUGCUCAGAGCAAAGAAGCCAGUGGAUAGAACAGCCAGCGUGGAAAUGGACCGACCGCAGCCUGCUGCCGCCACUGCCAAACCCCUCCCACCAGAGGACCUGUUCGGCUCAGUCCCGUUUUUGGCCAGCGCAGGUGCCAGUGUUCUUCAGACUGAGCAGACCAAUGAGGAAGUCAGCGUUCCUGCUCCCAUCUCAACCACUCCAGAGGCUCUGCAGCUGGUGGCGGUCAAGGAGCACAAACCAGGCAAAAAAAGCAAUUGCAGACCAGGUGAAGAGUCUGACAGCGACUUUGAGUCGGAUCCUCCUUCGCCAAAAAGCAGUGAGGACGAAGAGCCAGAGGAAGAAGAAGGCCUGAACAGUGAACAGGGUGAAGACACUGAGCCGGAGAAUUUAGGACAGAGGCCUCUGCUGAUGGACUCUGAAGAAGAGGGAGAGGAGGAUGAAGACAAGCACAGCUCUGACUCAGACUACGAUCCCAGCAGGGUCAAGAAUCGCUCAAAGAAAGCUCUGGCUGCUAAAGCAGCUUCGACCAUCACCAGGAGGAGUCCUCGGAAAGACAUGACUCUGAUCACCCCUCCUGAGUCGCCCAGUGGAGCAAGACCUGCUGCACCUGUGGAUGUUUUUGGUUCUGUUCCUUUCCUUGGAGGAGCCUCCCCGGUUGGCCCACAAGAAAGCUCGGACAUCUUUGCCAAAGCGCCUUUCAGGCAAGUCAGCCAUGAACAGAAAACUGCAGACGAAUUUGAUGUUUUUACCAAAGCACCAUUCAACCGGAACCUCUCCAAGUCGGGCAAGAGUGGCACUGAUGUUCCCAUGGGCCAAACGCCACCCAUUUCCCCUGAGGGCAUUGACAUUUUUGGCUUCUCUCCCUUCCAGCCGGGACCCACUGAACCGCCACCCACCACUUCCCGAAGUGCAGAAGAUAUCUUCCGUACUUCUUUCGAGGAGUCAGCCAGCCCUCAGCAACAGAGGCUGAAGCAGCGCAGCCUCCAGAAGCUGUCGUCACGCCAGAGAAAAACCAAGCAGGAGGCCUCAGCAGGCGGCAGCAACGGCAAACGCCAUCAUGGUACGCCAACUGGAGGCCGGAAGACCAACAAGCCAACUUACCGCACGCCUGAGCGAGUCCGAAGACACAAAAAGGUUGGUCGGAGAGACUCACAGAGCAGCAACGAGUUUCUUAGCACCUCUGAUUCUAAAGAGAACAUCAGUGUUGAUAUAACCAUGGCUGAAGGGAAAGACAAAGGAGCUUCUCUGCCGGUAGAUGAGGCCAUUUUAGACCCAUUUGGAGCUAAACCUUUCCAUCCUCAGGACGGUAGCAGGCACAGCCAGUACCAAGGACUCACUGACAACAAGAGUGACAUGGGCACAGCCAAUGGGAAGUCCUGGAUGGGUGCUCUUGGAGAAAGUAGAAUCAUGGAUGAUUUUGGGGCGGUGCCAUUAGAAAUGGUUGUCCACAGUGGGCAGCAGCAGCCGCCUCCACCACCCUCACAGCCCGGGGAGCUCGACCCAUUCGGAGCUGCACCUUUUCCCUCGAAGCAGUGACUUUUCUUGCAUCUUCCCACUCUGCCAGUUGCUGUUAAAUGACCCCUGAGCUUAUUUUUGGCUCUGGAACAUCUUCAACCAAUCAUGAAACGACAAGUUAACAAUGUCCUAACUCUUCUUCUUCUUCUUCUUCUUUUUUUUAAACAUUUGAAUACAUCUCUGUUUCAAUAACAUAAACCUUAAUCCUGUGGAGUGUGAGUGAUGUUUCCACAUAUCUUUCAGCUGUUCCUGUUUGCUGAGAAGCCUUUAAUGCUGCAUCUUAACACUUUUAAAGACAUUUGAACCGGGAGAAAUGGAAAACCCCCUCGAAAAUCGUACUGUGAUUACAAGCUUAAAGUUUGACUGCAAGAAGCUCUAUGGCCUGCCUUCUGAUCUACCAAUAUGUUUUUGUUUUUUUUAAGCACCACAAAGCCUUACCUGAGCUGGGCUCUGCCUUGCUGCACAGUACCUCGAAAACCACGACACAGUCGGCCUGCAUUGGCCUUUGGUCAGUGGAAUCGUUUGAGAGUUGAACUGAACCACUUUGUUUUGUCCUUAUUAGACCUUUCUCUAUGCAUAAUUUCACAGUAGUCUUUAUGCAUCCAAAUGCGGCUGUCAUUUGUGUUGCGAUACACAUUGAAUACUAGAAGGGAUCGAAUUUUAUUGUAUUUCCAUAAAAAGUUGGAUUUGUUAAUUGGGUCAGGUUUAAAUUUAGGCUCAUGUUUUUUUUUUUUUUUUUUCCUAGCAGUUAACUUCUAUGUAAGUACUGUUAAUGUUUUUUAUUAAGUUACAACUCAACACAUUCUUUUAGAAAUAAGGAGGAAAUAAAACACAAAGCCACAUUUGAUCACCAGUCUAGAACUUUACCCCUGCAGUAACUGGCAAGCUACUUUCUCAGCAAUGUACAUGCUCCUAACAUAAGAUGUCAUAACAUUUUCAGAAUAAUUUAUUGUACCAUCUAUUAAAGGAUAAGGCUGAUGAUAUGAUGGUAUUCCAUGUAUUUUGUUAUUGUCAACAAAUACUAUCCCAAUCUCACAAAAUGUGUUGGUCUGUCUCAAUACCCUACAGAGGAUGUUUUGUGAAGUUUCUUGCUGAGAGAUAAGUUUAGAAGACUGCCAGCUUAGCUUAGCAUAAGGAUGAAGAAAUGGCCAGCCUGGCUGUGUCCAGUAAAGCUCACUUGAUGUCACAGUGACAAGACUGCUGUGCCCAAAUGAGAAAUAGUUGGACGCUCCAUCCAGGUUUUGUUAGCUCAACCAUUGACAGGUAUCAGUGUUCUUUGUGGGGGACCGAAUGCAACAGUGUGGCUUAGUGAUGUAUUAAUAGGAUUUGAACUAUGGAGCUCUAUGGCACAGAGGAAUGAGGCUUUGAUUCAGACUCACUACUUGUCAAGACCAAAACCAACAACAGUUAUUUGUUGACAAUAACACUACGGAAUAUCAGUUAUCCUUUGACACAGGUCUUUCCACUGCAGAAUGUGACUUGGCGUAUUCAUAAAGGGAAAAACCAUUCAAGACGGAUGGAGAAAUCUGUGAUAUGAAAUCAGGUCACUUGUCUUCAUGAAUGCACUUUGCAGCGCUGAAUUCUUCCAUGAACUAGUUCUCUGCCUGCCUUAAGCACUGCAUUUACCAACACAACCAUUGGCACAUUUGUUUGACUUUAAACUGCAGGUUACUGUGUUUUCACCAGUGGAACCAUUUGAUACAACUACUUUCCAUCUUUUUUUUUUUUCACAAGGGUAAAUCUUACUGUAUUUAUCAUGCUAUACUGCUGUUUGAUGCAAUAAAAAAGUCAUCUCAGUGCA
This is a messenger RNA of Larimichthys crocea (large yellow croaker), 6128 nucleotides long. RefSeq names its product BMP2 inducible kinase (gene bmp2k). The coding region runs from base 884 to 4348 and encodes 1154 amino acids. Lineage: Eukaryota; Metazoa; Chordata; Actinopteri; Sciaenidae. The record is from RefSeq and is a predicted model, not a curated record. The transcript has 16 exons. Gene Ontology annotation, biological process: protein phosphorylation. Gene Ontology annotation, molecular function: protein kinase activity; ATP binding.